AUGUUUCCGUGGAACAUUGCUAAAUCGGCGGAGGCAGCUUUCUCAAGGUGGGCGGUGAAGAGGGUCGUCAAAUUCUUGUUGAAGAAGAAAUUGGGUAAACUCAUACUUGGUGAUAUUGACCUUGAUCAGCUCGAUAUUCAGCUUCGAGAUGGCACAAUUCAGCUCUCCGAUCUUGCUAUCAACGUUGACUAUUUGAAUGACAAGUUUGAUGCUCCGCUGAUCAUAAAGGAAGGUUCAAUUGGAUCUUUGUUAGUCAAAAUGCCUUGGAAGACCAAUGGUUGUCAAGUUGAGUUGGACGAGCUUGAGCUCGUUCUUGCACCACGUUUGGAGAGUAAUGCAUCAUCUUCAAAUGAAGCCAGCACCUCCGCCUCUACCCGAGAAGAGUCAUAUAAUAGUCGUCUUGGACUAGGAAAGCAUGAGAAUGAGAUGUUGGUGAACGCUGCUAACUCUGCGUCUAUCGAUGUCCACGAAGGCGUUAAGACUGUUGCAAAGAUAGUGAAAUGGUUUCUUACAAGUUUUCAUGUCAAAAUUAAGAAUCUGAUAAUAGCCUUUGAUCCUGAUUUUAGCAAAGAACAGAAUGAAGCUAGUCCAAGACCAACAUUGGUACUUAGAAUGACAGAGAUAGAGUGUGGAAUUUCAGAGGACCGAGUUUCGACUAAUGAGGUUUCCCCUGAUAGUUUCCUUGGUAUUAAUCGGCUUGCAAACUGUGUGAAGUUUCAAGGGGCAGUUUUAGAGCUUUUAAAUAUGGAUGAUGUUGAUGGGGAAAAAACUUGUGGUAAAAAACCAUCAAAUGCUGUGACUUUAAUCAUGACAGGCGAAGGAGGUGGCUUUUCAGGGAGUUUGAAUUUAAGUAUACCCUGGAGGAAUGGUUCCUUAGACAUUCGCAAGGUGGAUGCUGAUAUUUGUAUUGAUCCUGUUGAAUUACGAUUUCAACCAUCUACAAUUAGAUGGUUCUUACGAUUGUGGAAGACUUUCAUAAGUUUCGGAUCAGAGUGCUGCCCAUCAGUUUCUCAUUCUGAUUCAUCGACGGAUUCAGCUGCAAUACCUACUAAUGUAAUGGUAACACCUCCAGCUACAUCAUCCUUGUCAGGUGGCCAAGAAGUGAAGCCUGAUAGUACACCUGGGUUACAGUUUAUACCAGAUUGGUUUCCGUCAGCUUCAUUCAGUAAGAAAGAAGAGGAUGGAGAAGUAGAUAUUGGUGCAAGUGUGGACCAGUUUUUUGAAUGUUUUGAUGCAAUGAGGAGUUACCAAUCAGCGUUUGGAAGCCAAGGAUUGUGGAAUUGGACAUCUUCUGUCUUCACAGCAAUCAAUGCUGCAUCUAGCCUUGCUUCUGGGUCUUUGCUUCUUCCUUCUGAACAGAAACACGUUGAAACAAGUUGUAAAGUAUCCUUUGCUGGAGUUUCGGUGGUACUAUUUUUCCAAGAUGAAGACAAUUGGAAGGAUAUUUCCACGGGGAUUCACUACUUGGGUGCAGAACUCAGAGAUAUUUCUGUCUCUUUCCAGGUAUGCCCUCAGGAUAUGCGGUUAAAAGGAGAAGUGAACAGCGUGGAGAUUGCUGAAUAUUUUCAAGCUGGAGAUGUUGUUGACACCGCUAAUGCUGAAUAUCAGACUAGUUUGAUUAAGAAUUUACAAGCCAACGUUCAGACUACCCUUCCUCCCUUUGCCUCAUCUGAUAUGAAUACUGACUCCAAAAGAUUAAGUGAGAUAGUUUCUGAUAGCUUCCUCUCUCGUAACAAGGGUUUUGCAGUCAAGAAAUUGUUGGUUAUAGCUGCAGGGGGAAAUGGAUUUCAGUUUAUUGUCUGUUUCCAAUCAUCCAACGUCAGCCCUGGAGGAUCAAACUCAUUCUCGUUAGGUUUACCACCUACCACAUUCUGGCUGAACGUUCAUUCAGUAGAAAUGUUGGUAAAUCUUUUCAAUGAUGUGUCAGAAUCUAUCCCCAUAACUAGUCAUGAUAGGAAUCAGGUGGCAUCCUCUUCUAAAACCGAAAGAUUGCGAGGUAUUGUGUCAAUCUGGAAUGCUCGAGCGAUUAUAUGCUUCCCUUUUGAGACUAUGUCAGCAAGGUUGUGUAACUCGCUUGGUGAGCAAUUUAUUGUAGUCGACUUAUCUUCCUCUCUGCCUUCUGACAAGGAAAGGCUCAAGGAAGGAAGUCCAGGAGAAAUGUACUUUACCUCGGCUACUCGCUCCAUAUGCUUCUGUGUUGGUGAUGCUAGCAUCUAUUUGGUUACUUCUGACCUUAAAGAUUCGGAAAGAAAUUCACAUAGUAUGCAGGGUGAAUUAUCUGCAUAUAAUAUUUUACAUACCAACAACAAAACUAGUCACCAACUUUCAACUAUUGGUAUGUUUUGGCAAGAUAGACCUCUCGGUAGCCCUUGGUUAGUGGAGAGAGCUAAGAUGCUGGCUACGCAAGAAGAAUCUAUUCAGACAGAUAAAUCUGGGAGGAAUGGCCUUGAAUUUGCUGCUGUUGCUUCUGCCAAAGAUCAAGAAGACAUCUACGCUCAAACCAGGAAAGAGAUGAUUUUGGCUUCUUCAUUCUGCCUCUAUGUUCAUUUGCUUCCACUUGCUAUCCGUUUAGAUAGCUGGCAAUACAGCAAAUUCUGCAAUCUCAUAGACGAGGCAAAAAAUUGCCUAUUACGUAUGGCAGCUAAUACAGCUGACAAAACAGAGGAAUCUCUUGUGUGUCAAACGUCUCUCGUUGUGGAAUGUGAUUCUAUUGACAUUUUGGUUAGGCCAGAACCUCGAAUGGGUAUAAAAAAUCAGAUACAGAUUGAGCUUCCUGGAUCAUGGAUUCAGUUAAACCUGAGGGUUCAGAAGUUAAAUCUUAUGUCUGUCUCAAAUCUUGGCAGUAUCUCUGGUGCUGAUUUCUUUUGGUUAGCCCAUGGAGAAGGCACUUUAUGGGGUUCUGUUACAGGUCUACCUGAUCAGGAGUUGCUAUUGCUCUCAUGUAGCAACUCUGCGAUAAAGCGCGGUAAUGGAGGCGGUUCAAAUGCAUUGUCAUCAAGGUUGGCUGGCUUAGAUAUUCUGCACUUAAAGGAACCAGAGAUCUGUUAUGAUUAUUUAGCAGUAUCUCUCAGGGGCUGUACGAUUUCUGCCGUAGGAGGACGCCUAGAUUGGAUAGAAGUGGUUUAUUCUUUUUUCACUUUUCAAGUCAAGGAAAAUUCUCAAGAGAGAAACUCCAGCUCAUCUAGUGGCUCCUCGUUUGUUCUUAAUUUGGUUGAUGUUGGUUUAAGCUAUGAGCCCCACCAUGAGAAUACAGAUCAUUUACAUCAACCAAGUGAUCCAUGGGUUGCCUGUCUGGUAGCAGCAUCUUCUUUUAGCCUUUCAAAGAAAAGCCUGGUUGAUACCAUAAGAAAUGAUUACAGAAUCAGGAUUCAAGAUCUUGGGCUUCUUCUAUCCGUGGAUUUGGACCUUAGCAGGCUUCAUGGAACGUACAGUUCAGAGCAUCUUCAUGAGUCUGGCUAUGUUAAAGUUGCUAAUGAGGCGCUAAUUGAAGCAACUCUCAGAACUAACUCUGAAAAUGGCCUUCUAUGGGAGUUAGAGUGUUCAAAAUCUCACUUAUUAUUUGAAACUUGCAGUGACACGACCUCUGGUUUGAUUCGCUUGGCCACGCAGCUCCAACAGUUACUUGCUCCUGAUUUGGAGGAAUCAGCUGUGCACUUGCAGACUCGAUGGGACAACAUUCAGCAGGCGAAUGUGAGGAAUGAUUUUGAUAUCAGUGAUAGACUCAGUAACUCCGAUUUAAGUGGAGAAAUGAAAAAUUUGAGAAUAGAUUCAGAAACUGAAACUGGGGUCAUUGGUUUGAUGGACGAAAUAAAUGAAGAAGCUUUCCAAUUUGAUGUCAAACCUAGUAGUCAGUCUGACGCUUUGGAAUGUCAGAAGAACUAUAUGUCAUCUCAUGGAAUCUCUCAUGGGCAGGCAUGUAAUUGGGUACCUGCUACUUCUGUGAAACUUCCUUCUAAUCAGUUUUGUGGGUCAUCAUCUAGAUUAGAACCAGAAAGCAGUCAAAUAUUCCUAGAAAGAGAUGGCCUGCCUGAAAUAAUUGAAAACUAUUGUUUGUCUGAGUUCCAUCCAUUGUCAGAGGUACCUCGAGAAGGGGAUCCAUCAGGGAGACAAUUGUUUCUUGAGACUGAUUUGAGGAGAGGAAAUUCGGGGUGGUAUGAUGACACGUCCGUUAGAAUUUUAGAAGACCAUGUGUCAGAAGCAACUGAGGAAGAUCAUGAGGAACAUAUUCUGGAUGGAGAAUUUUCACCUUUUGGCCUGACGUCUUAUACUGCUGUAGCAGCUAAUGGACGUAUAGUUCUGGAAAACAUCGACCUCAAAUGGAUAAUUUACUCUGGCUCUGAUUGGCAUGGCUCUAGGAAGAAAGGUGAAAAAUAUAAACAUAUGAAGGGCCGGGAUACAACUUCUUGCCUUGAGCUGGAAUUAUCUGGGGUGCAAUUCCUGUAUGAAAUCUUCCCAAUUGGCGGAAUAUGUACCUCUAAGCUAUCUCUCAUGGUCCAAGAUUUUUAUCUCUAUGAUAGAAGCAAAGAUGCACCUUGGACAUUGGUCCUUGGAUAUUACAACUCGAAAGAUCACCCAAGAGAUUCCUCUUCAAAUGCAUUCAAGUUGGAAUUAAAAGCUGUCAGACCUGACCCUGAAACGCCACUUGAGGAAAACCGGUUACGUGUUGCUUUACUCCCUAUACUGUUGCAUCUUCAUCAAAGUCAACUGGAUUUUCUCAUCAGCUUCUUUGGAGCUAACAGCCUAGAAAAGCCUGUAGUUUCCGCUGGAGACUCAGGUGGUUCAGCGUUGUCGGUUUCUAUUAAAGGACAUAAUAUCAUAGAAGAAGCGCUUCUUCCAUAUUUUCAGAAAUUCGACAUAUGGCCUGUUAGUGUCCGAGUUGAUUACAGUCCCCAUCAUGUUGAUCUAGCAGCACUAACGGGAGGGAAAUAUGCAGAGUUUGUGAACCUUGUUCCCUGGAAGGGUAUCGAACUACAGCUCAAACAUGUGCAUGCUGCUGGAAUCUACGGCUGGGGCAAUGUAUGUGAGACUAUACUGGGAGAAUGGCUGGAAGAUAUAUCUCAGAAUCAGAUUCAUCAACUAUUGAAAGGGAUCCCAACUGUAAGAUCACUUUCUGCUCUUUAUGCUGCUGCGACGAAGCUGGUCUCUUCACCUGUUGAAAGUUACAGAAAAGAUCGAAGGCUAGUAAAGGGAGUCCAAAGAGGUACUACUGCAUUUCUCAGGAGCAUCUCACUGGAAGCUGUUGGACUUGGUGUUCACUUGGCAGCUGGAGCUCAUGAUAUUUUGUUGAGAGCAGAAUAUGUAUUUGCAAGUGCACCAUCGUCGCCACAGCCCCAAGGCAAAACGAAGACGAAUGUUAGACAUAAUCAGCCUAGAAACGCUAAGCAAGGCAUGCGUCAGGCAUGCGAGAGCAUCGGUGAUGGAAUAGGAAAGACAGCUUCUGCAUUAGUCCGCACACCUUUGAAGAAGUAUCAACGUGGAGACGGAGCUGGAUCAGCAUUUGCAACAGUUGUUCAGGCAGUUCCAACAGCUGCUAUAGCACCUGCUUCAGCAUGUGCCAGGGCUGUACAUAGUGCUCUUGUUGGCAUCAGAAAUAGUCUUGAUCCUGAACAUAAAAAAGAAUCCAUGGAAAAGUACUUAGGCCCCGAUAAACAUAGGAAUCAAGACCAACACCGAUAA
Arabis nemorensis is the source of this 5676-nucleotide messenger RNA. NCBI's taxonomy places the organism in Eukaryota, Viridiplantae, Streptophyta, Magnoliopsida, Brassicales, Brassicaceae. The record is from the annotation of a GenBank genome assembly.